UACGACAAUCUCGGGGCGCUGGCCGAAGCAUACCGCGCGGCCCGCAGCGCCGGCACGAUCGACGCCCUUGACAAGGCCACGCUCGUCGAGUUCGGCUUGGUGUGGGACCUUGCCUUCCACGCGCUCUGGCCCGACAUCCUCGCGUUUCUGCAGCUCUGGGCCACGCAGCGUAAGACCCUCCAUGACGACGCGGUGCUGACGAGCGACGUGCUGUGGCCGCCAGCGCUGUUGCAGCAGCCGAUCGGGUACUACUUGACGCUCUUGGACGUCCACGAAGACGCGGCGGCGCCGUCACACCGCAGCAUCCUCGACGCGUUUGGGUUCGACUACGACCGGCGGUGGCAAAACAAGCUGGAAGCGCUCGAAUUGUACCGGCUCCAGCAUGGCAGCACGGACGUUCCGACCGGGUACGUCGUGCCAAGCACCGACGAAGCCAGCAGCCCGUGGCCAUUGGCACUGCAAGGCCUGCGACUCGGCGAUAUCGUCGUCUGGCUCCGCGAGCUACGCCCGCACAUGGAAGAGCGCAAGGUCAUGGAGCUUGAUGCGCUUGGGUUCACGUGGGAAUUGCCAACACCGACACCGGCGCCAACACAGGUACCAACACCGGCACCGACCCUUCCGGAAACAGAGCCAGCUUCGUUGACGUCGGGCUUGAAGCGCAAGGCGCUCGCCAUACCGCCGCAAAUUGUCGUCGACCUCACCCUCGACGACGACGACGACGACGACGCCUUGGAUGCUGACGACGACGCGUCACUCAAGAAACCUCGAUGCACCGACUCCGACGACGCUGAAGUCGACGCGAACGAUGUCAACUGGAGCCACUGCGUGCUCGGGCUCAUGCUCUUCAAGUCGACGUUUGGUCACUUUGACGUCGCGUGUGGCUUUGCCGUGCCGGCCGACGACGUCCAGUGGCCGCAAAUGCUGUGGCGCUUGCCCUUGGGACGCAUCGUCCGAGCGCUGCAACUCGGGCACAUUGCGCCGCCGUCGAGCACACGUCUGCACCUGCUCGCCAUGGGCGUCCUCUGGCUGCCCACUUUGGAAUAAUGUAAAAUUGCAUAUCCUUGUGAGCUGACGAA
Molecule: messenger RNA, 1076 nt
Organism: Saprolegnia diclina VS20
Lineage: Eukaryota; Oomycota; Saprolegniomycetes; Saprolegniales; Saprolegniaceae
Exons: 1
Source: RefSeq, a predicted model, not a curated record